AUGAUCCUGAAAUUCCUCCAUCUCAAUGACAACUUCUGCUACAUCCCUGAAGGGCAACCGGGUCACGAUCCUCUGUAUAAGCUUCGACCCCUGCUAGAUCCCCUCAUUGUCAACUUCCAAGCUUCCUACACCCUUCACAGGGAGUUGUCGCUCGAUGAGGCAAGGUGGGUUUCAAGGGGCGGCUGUUUUUCAUACAGUACCUACCCAAAAAGGCCAACCAAGUGGGGCAUGAAGGCCUAUGUCUUAGCUGACAGCUGUACGGGAUACGUAUACAACUGGAGGCUGUACACAGGGAAAGAUAAAUCAUUGGAUGUGGGAGAGCGCAACCACUCGCAUGCAAUUGUUGUGGUAUUGCUGAAAGGCCUGGAGGGCAGAGGUCACCAUGUGUACACGGAAAACUACUACAGUGGUCAUGCUCUCUUCUCCGAACUACAUGACCUUGGAUUUGGGGCAUGUGGAACUGUCCGAGUCAAUCGUCGCGGGCUGCCACCUGAGAUGAAGACAACACUGGCAAAGGGAGAUACCAUUUCAGCGCAGGUGGACGACUCUGAUGGCUCUCAAGUGGAUGGACAAAAGGCCAGUGUCAAUGCUCAGCACCAUCCACGACAACUCCAUGACAACAAAGGACUUUUUGCAACUGCUGCUGUUUCCAGUUUUCCUCCUCUGGUUUUAACGAGAGCUUUUGAAAUUGAACAGAAACUACAACAUUCAUCCUAUGUCAAUUUGGAUUGUUCUCAAUCUGGCUCUGAUGCAAUCAAGCUUGCUUCACUUCUCAUCCAAACAUCAGAAAAUUCCAGCCUAAAAAAUGUUGACCUGCAAAAAUACUUUCAUUAUGCGGCUUUUCUAUUCAGAUGCUGUAGCAAGAUAUAGAAGGACAUUGUAUGUAUGCAAUAUGUUGUAUUAAAGCACAUGCAAUCUUGAAGUAAAGAAAGACCCGAACCCAAAAAUACGUGCAGCAGUGAAAAAAUGUGUACAACAGAGGUAAUAAGUGCACAUACAAAACAAAUUGCUUAAAACUGUGCAAAUACAAGCAAAAACGUGCCAUGGUGAAAACGUGUAUACGCAGGAAAAAGUAUGGAAACGGACAAAUACCCAGAAAAAAUUGUAGAGCA
Messenger RNA from Geodia barretti, 1112 nucleotides. Lineage: Eukaryota; Metazoa; Porifera; Demospongiae; Tetractinellida; Geodiidae. The record is from the annotation of a GenBank genome assembly.